Penicillium crustosum is the source of this 552-nucleotide messenger RNA. Its product is annotated as ADP-ribosylation factor-like protein. The transcript has 6 exons. The record is from RefSeq and is a predicted model, not a curated record. Bases 1 to 552 code for a protein of 183 amino acids. NCBI's taxonomy places the organism in Eukaryota, Fungi, Ascomycota, Eurotiomycetes, Eurotiales, Aspergillaceae. Gene Ontology annotation, biological process: protein transport. Gene Ontology annotation, cellular component: lysosomal membrane. Gene Ontology annotation, molecular function: GTPase activity; GTP binding.
AUGGCCGGCAUAUUUCGUGCUAUCUAUGACUGGCUUCUGAGGAUGUUCUGGGCCAGCGAGAUGGAUGUCACCAUGAUCGGUCUUCAGAAUGCCGGCAAGUCUUCUCUGCUGCGUGUGUUGGCGGGUGGAGAAUUCACUAUUGACUCCAUCCCGACAAUCGGAUUCAACACCAAAAGAGUGCAGAAAGGCCAUGUGACAUUGAAAUGCUGGGAUCUGGGUGGCCAACCUCGAUUUCGGCCGAUGUGGGAACGGUAUUGUCGGGGCGUCAACGCGAUCGUGUAUAUUGUGGAUGCAGCAGACCGCGCCGCACUCCCAGUAGCGACAGAAGAACUUCACGACCUGAUGAAAAAGCCCACACUGGAUAGUAUCCCCCUCCUAGUCCUUGGGAACAAGUCCGAUCUUCCAGACAAGCUGUCUGUUGAUGAGAUCAUCGAGGCCAUGGAUCUGAAAUCCAUCACUCAUCGCGAAGUAAGCUGUUAUGGUAUCAGCGCCAAGGAGGAGACCAAUCUUGACGCUGUCCUGCAUUGGCUCAUUGCCCGAGCUAACCGAUGA